AGCGGCUGUCACCGGGUGUCUGGCAGGAUCAGGCCCGCUCCCGGCUUAGUGUAAAGAGGUAGUGGAUACAUAGCUCGGACUCCCGAAUCACACAGCAUUCAGGUUGUUUCUACAAGGACUUGGGCCAGUGUUCGAUCAUCUAACUGGCUAAGUGAAGAUGAACAAGGACCGGAAUCAGAUGACAGAGAGGAUCUUGGACCUAACUUUGGAGAUCAUCUACCUGCUGACUGGAGAGGAUUAUAUAAUGAAGAAGCUUGUUGAGCAUGCAAAGACCAGCAGCAGUCCAUUCGUGUCAGGAGGAUUUUGUAACACUGAAAGCCCAACCAUGGUGCCUCCACCUCACUCACUCAUACGUGAGAGGCAAAAUGGACAGAAGAUCCUGAAACUGACCAAUAAGAUCGUCCAUCUGCUGACUGGAGAGGAAUGGGAGUAUUUAGGGCAGAAAGAUCAUUGCCAGGAUAUGAUCGAAAUUCACCAGACUUUCAGCUCACUGGGAGACAGUUCUGUGAGGAGGACUACAGCUGACCAAUAUCACAAACUUAUUUCUUCUCAGCAUUAUAUAUCGGAAGGUACAAAUAUUUGCACUUCUCAAAGACUGAAACAUUUCAGGUCUGACAGAAAAAGUGAGAUCACAUCAAUGAGGCAGGAGACAGCCUCAUACGCACAAAGAACUCUAAAAGACAGAGAUAUGUAUAGGUCUUCAGACCAUACUCCGAUUAAGGAGGAAUCCACCUCAUGUGAAGAGACAGAGAUCACAGACUGUAGCAUUUACAUACACCCGGAAAUUAAACUGACAGAAUAUCCAUCUACUCAUAUUAAAGAGGAACCCAAGUUUUGUGAAGAAGGAAAUCUCCCAGUGUCCAACAUUUACACACACACAGAACAUACACAGACAGAAUAUCCAUUCACUCAUAUUAAGGAGGAAUCGACUUUGUGUGAAGAAGAAAAUAACGUUGGGCAACUCUUCAUCACACAAAAUGGAAUUGUCGUAGAAAAACCAUUUGCUUGUUCUGAAUGUGGUAAAUGUUUCAGUCACAAGUCAGGUUUUAACAUCCAUCAGAGGAUUCAUACCGGUGAGAAACCAUAUCCUUGUUCUGAGUGUGGGAAAUGUUUUAUUAAAAAGUCUGAUCUUGUUCGCCAUCAGAGCAUUCACACUGGAGAGAAGCCUUUUUCCUGCACUGAAUGUGGGAAAAGUUUUAGUCAGAAGUCCAGUUUGAAGUCCCAUUUGAUGGUUCACACAGGAGAGAAACCAUUUUCUUGUUCCGAGUGUGGAAAACGGUUCAGUCAGAAGGCAAGUCUGUUAUCACAUUUGAGGACUCACACGGGAGAAAAACCAUAUUCUUGUACUCACUGUGGCAAAAAGUUUGGUCAGGAGUCAAGUCUUAAGUCACAUCUAAGGAUUCACCUUGGAGAUAAAAAGUGCAAUCUACUAUUUAAGAGGAAACUCGUAUGGGUUUCUUUUUAGUCAAUUAAUCAAUGAAAUCUAAUUUCUUAUAAAGUUUCAAAAGGUAACUGUGUGAGUUCAAACUUACUUUGACUAUUUUCCUACGCUGUGCAAGCCAAGUGAAAGGUAGGUUUGUCUUUAGAGCUUCUUUCUUGCCGGUCCAGCUGGUUUAUCUACUGAGAGGGUACAAGUUAAACCUCCGAAGAACUGAUUAGAGGACAGGGUGGUGGGGGGGAAGAAGAAAUGUUUCACAGCACUUUAUAUCUAGAUCCAAGUCUAUUUUACUUGCUAUUUAACGGGGAGUUAUUUGUAUUGUAGCUCUUGCUUUUGUCUUUUAAAGAACAAGAAGACACAGACCAUAUCCUGUAGUAAAUAAGAGAGUCUGGACCACAAACACAGAUCCACUCUUGAUCAGCUGAAAUAUAUUAUGGAUCUAGCGAAGGACAGGUCACAGCUGGACAGCAGGGAGGAUAUCAAUGUUUAUUACAGUUUUAUAUCUGUACAGUUGUUUCACUGAGUUGGCAGUUCUUCUAAAUGGUUCUUGUAGAAAGAUAGAGAGAGCUUUGAUCUCCAUCCAAAGGUUCGGUUUAGAUGCUGCAUUCUUCUGCUUUUUACACAGUACGUAGGCACAUUUAAACACUUUCACCUGCACAAAUACCUCUCUUUCAAACCAAAUAUGAUAUUUAAAACAUAUCUAUGCAGAUAUAAUAAAAAGAGGAGAUGAAACAAAUGGAAAUAAUAACAGAUUGCAUUGUGUCGAAUAACUCAUGUGUCCUCAGUUCUGUGGGAGCAUCCAAGGGUAGUACGAGAGUCCCAGUGUCCUGCUCCUUUGGGGUGGCCACGAACUGUGCAUGUGUGGCCAAACAGAAUAUCGGAAAUAAAAUCACACACGUGAUGAACCUUUCAAUAUGGAUUAUGUUUAAAUCACUAAUCUAGUCUGAUUCCAUAUCUGAUAAAUCACAAAAUAUAUAACAUUUUUACAUAUUGUAGUAAAAAUGAAGUAUUUGGUUCUUUAAAUUAUUGCAGUUUUGCUAUUUUAUUACUCCCCUAAAAUCACAAUGCUGGUCAUUGUAGUGAGCUAUAUGUAGAGAAAUGGGAUUAGUAACUGGUAUGCUGUGUUCCUACCAAUACAGGUAGAUUAACUAAUGGGAGAAAUUACAUCAUGUUUAAGGUUGAGGUCAUGUGGCUUUUAUUUCUGCUGACAAAAGUGUCUGGGUCCAUAUCAUCAUCCACAGAUAACUCUAUUGCAUACAUAAGUAGAAGGUGUAGACACGCCACUGCCCAUGUAAAAAUAGAAAAGUAGCUAUCUAGUAGAUAUACCCCCAAUGAAAACAUGCAUGCAUUCUGUACUCAUUGGAGGUAUAGCUACAAUCAGCCCUCCCCUUCCAACUCUGUCCAGACUUACUGUGUCUGUCCAAUCAGAGUCUUCCCAAUGCAGCUCAAUGAGAAGUCUUUACAAGGCAGGUGCUCUGGGCAAUUGCUGCCUUUUGAGUUUAGCUCCACUGAGCUAACCAAACCAGGAAGAAACAGGACAACCAGGGGUUGUAACAAGGUUAAUUUAUAAAUGUAACAGUUUUUAUGGAAAUCUACACUGUUUGAAAAAUAAAUAAAGAGGACACAUAAUGCACUUCAACAUGCGCUUUAGGGGUCUGGAGGGUCCCUUUAAUCUUCUUCCAAUAUGCCACUUUUCAGGGUACAACUGUGGACUUGGGAUAGAAGUCAUUUCUGU
This is a messenger RNA of Pelobates fuscus (common spadefoot toad), 3173 nucleotides long. Its product is annotated as zinc finger protein OZF-like. Bases 158 to 1465 code for a protein of 435 amino acids. Gene Ontology annotation, molecular function: DNA-binding transcription factor activity, RNA polymerase II-specific; RNA polymerase II cis-regulatory region sequence-specific DNA binding. NCBI's taxonomy places the organism in Eukaryota, Metazoa, Chordata, Amphibia, Anura, Pelobatidae. The transcript has 5 exons. Gene Ontology annotation, biological process: regulation of transcription by RNA polymerase II. The record is from RefSeq and is a predicted model, not a curated record. Gene Ontology annotation, cellular component: PcG protein complex; chromatin; transcription regulator complex.